UCAAGAAUUAAAAUGGUAAUCUCGUUAUUCUUAUUUCCAUCAACACCUACCUUGUUCAUCAAUGCAAUGUCUAUUUUCAACCUGCUAGCUCUCAUUACUUCCGGUUACAUGGAAUUGAUAGGCAAAAACAAGCAGUACGCCAAGUUUUGUGAUAACGACGACACUGGUUCAAACAAGCCAAAAGCCAAGGAGAAGCUUAAGCUGCCUAGUAGAAUCGGGAUGCUUGUGUUCUAUACACCAUCAUUCCUCGUGGGUCUUGCCUCUUUUACCUUUUUUCCCCAUCAAGAUUGCCGAUUCCUUAUGGUUAUAUCUGUACUCACCAUUCAUUUCUUCAAGAGGAUCCUCGAGGUCCUAUUCGUUCACAAGUUUAGCGGAUCUAUGAUGCUUGACGCUGCCAUAACCAUCGGUUUAAGCUACACUUUGUCAAUUGCUACAAUGAUUUAUGCCCAAUAUUUAUCUCAAGAAUCCCCUGCUCAACCUGGUUUCGAUCUCAAAUACGUUGGACUUGGCAUGUUCUUGAUUGGAAUAACUGGAAACUUUUACCAUCAUUACAUUCUCUCAAGCGUAAGAAAGAAAGACGAUAGAGAGUAUAAGAUCCCAAAAGGAGGAUUGUUCGAUUUGGUUAUAUGCCCACACUAUAUGUUCGAAAUUGUGGAGUUUGUAGGAGUCUCAUGCAUUUGUCAGACGGGGUUUACGUUUUGUUUGACUCUAGGCACUGCGUUCCUGUUGAUGGGGCGAAGCUAUGCGACCAGAAAAUGGUACGUUUCAAAGUUUGGUGGAAGGUUUGGGAAGGAUGUCAAGGCUCUAAUCCCGUACUUAUUUUAGAUCCUUGUCGUUUGGUUGAUAAGGUUAACAAAUAAAUAUAUAAAUAAAUAAGAAAAGAAGAAGGGAUGCUAUAAUAAAGUAAUAACCCUUAUUUAAUUUCUAUGUUUUUUUUGUGAAAACAUAUAACGAUUACAACCGUAGAUCCUAUGAUAUAGGAUCUUAUCUACAUAUCCAACAUUCAAUAUUAGUCAAUCUUUUCUUAUCUA
This is a messenger RNA of Lactuca sativa (garden lettuce), 1031 nucleotides long. RefSeq lists its product as uncharacterized. NCBI's taxonomy places the organism in Eukaryota, Viridiplantae, Streptophyta, Magnoliopsida, Asterales, Asteraceae. Gene Ontology annotation, molecular function: oxidoreductase activity, acting on the CH-CH group of donors. The record is from RefSeq and is a predicted model, not a curated record. Gene Ontology annotation, biological process: lipid metabolic process.